AUGCCUGAGGGGGGUCGUGCCGCAGGCCCUGGGGGAAAGGGGCGGCAGAAGGCAAAAGCGGCCCGGGCCCAUGGCUACGAUGCGCGGAACUACCACCUCAACGCGCACAGCCGCACGAUUCAGUCCCUCGUCCGGUUUGACUGCCCGGUCUGCGCGACGAGGAAUACGGUGGGGGUCGAACUCGACGCGCGGCGGCGGGAGGCGGUGGUGCGAUGCGGCCACUGCAUGGCCCUUCGGCCGCGGCCGGCGGAGCUGCCCUUUCCCUUUGUGACCACUUUCGUACCCAAUUUGGAGAACAAGGCGGAUGCCUUCUUCCGCUUUAGCGAGGCCUACCAUAAGCUGCUUCAGGAGGGGUUGACGGCGGAUACUACUGGCGUACGCUCUUCGAAUACCACUACUAAUAAGGUGGUUUUAGCUGAUACGAGCGUUAAGAAAGACAGCAUCAAUGGUGGAAAUGUUGGAGGGAGCGAUGGUAGUCUUGGUGGACUUUUCGACGGCCUUGAGGGAAUUUUAGCAGGAAAUCCUUCUCAAAGUAGUGUAAUCACGCAAAACGCGGAAUUGACGAGCACGAACAAACACUAUGAAGUAAGUGACAAGGAGGAGGAUUUUUCGAAUAAUUUGGCUGUCAAUAAUAGUGAGGAGGAGGAAGAGGAGCUUGUAGGCGAUGUGGAUGCAUUCUUUGAUGAUUAA
Molecule: messenger RNA, 690 nt
Organism: Phytomonas sp. Hart1
Lineage: Eukaryota; Euglenozoa; Kinetoplastea; Trypanosomatida; Trypanosomatidae
Source: the annotation of a GenBank genome assembly